AGAGAGAGAGAGAGAGAGAAUAUAGAAUAUUACUGCGAAUUGCAAAUUGCAAAUUAGCUCGAUAUCCGAUGUACUAGAUAAGCUUCAUCGUCAUCUAUCUGCACUUCUAUCUCUCUCUCGCUAUCUGUUUUUACUAUCUUCGCCGAUUUCGACUCUUAUCUUCUGCUAUGGAUCUUUUUGAUUUGUUCCGCAAAGGUUUUGGAUAAAGUCUGCUGCUACUCAAGCUUAUUGUUUGUGUCGGCAUCUUCAUAUGCAUGUAAAACAGUUGUUUUUAAUUUGGUAUAGAAAUGAGCUUGUCGAAGAAAGGGUCUCAAACCAACAACAUCAAGCUGAAUAUUCCAAACAAGGCAACGGCAUUGAACCCUAAUGCAGCUGAAUUUGUUCCCUUUUUCCUCAGAUCAUCAUCUUCACCAUCUGGAAGUAUGUUAAACACGAUAGCUAAUACAGCAAUAUUUCCUGCUUCUGGUACCAUGGGGAAAGCAGUGCUUGACCGAUCGGAGUCAUCCAUUUCGAAUGCUUCUGAUGAUGAGACCCAUCAAUUAUGGCACCACCAGCUCCCUGAUGAUAUCACCCCUGACUUUAACAUCAUGGGCAAAGAUGAUCCCCAAGCACCUGGAGGGAUCUCUUUAGCUGGCUUGUCUUUACAUGAUACAAGCGAAGAGACGAAGUUCCCUGUUUCUUUAGGCAGUGGAUAUGCAUUGCCUGAGCAACAAGAACAAUCUCCACGGCAUAUAAAUGGUAGCUUCAGUGAAAAGAUGAGAUUUGAUGCUAGUUCUCAUGGAGCACAUCCAACUGCAACUAGUUAUUUCAAUUUGCCUUCUAAGCCCUGGGACAAGCAAAUCAUUAAAAGUGAUCAGCUUCUAGUUCUUGGCGAUGGUAGGGAGGUACACCCUUACAAUGGGAUUUCAAGACCCAGAUUCAUGAAUGAUGUGUUAGGCGAGCGGCAGCUUGCAAUAGUUGAUGAUACUGAUAUGAACCCUGUGGAGUUUUUGGCUUCCCAAUUCCCCGGGUUUGCUGCUGAAAGCCUAGCAGAAGCUUAUUUUGCUAAUGGAUGUGACUUAAAUCUCACUACUGAGAUGCUUACUCAAUUAGAGCUUCAAGUUGAUGGUGGCUUCAAUCAGAAUAUGAAGUCAAAGACAUUUUCAGCUUCCAAUCCAAGUGCCCUGGACUUUCCUGCACCUCCUAUUCAGAAUGGUCCUUCAAAAUAUGCUGGAGAUGGUCUUCAGCAAAGUGGCAAUCCUUAUGGAUCUUCUGAUAAGGAUAACAUACCUUUAUUCAAGUCCAGUUCUUCAAUCACGUCUGGAGGUGGUGCCGUGGAUUUUGCUUCAGCUGUCAGGAAGUUGGCGUCUCAGGAUUUUGGCAUAUGGAAGUACGACAGAAAUGAUUCUGCUGAUUCUGCUGUUGGCCCAAGCAGAACUUCCCAUGUUUUAGCUAGGUCAUAUAGUAGUGGGAAUGGAAGAGGCAUUUACACAGAUAGGGUGCGAAAUCAUGGUUCAUCUAAUGCAGUUCCUGCCUGGCUUGAAACUGGAGCAGCAGUGGCAAAUAUGUAUUCUGAGUUGCGUGAAGAAGCUCGUGAUCAUGCGCAAUUACGGAACGCCUGCUUGGAACAGGCACGACAUGCUUACCUCAUUGGAAAUAAGGCUCUAGCCAAGGAAUUGAGUGUGAAGGGGCAGCUGCACAAUAUACAUAUGAAAGCAGCUCAUGGGAAGGCACAGGAAACUGUUUAUCGCCUGAGGAACCCAGUUGGUCCAGAGACGCAGACAGAGGGGUGGGGACAUGAGCGGAUAAUAGACCUCCAUGGCCUGCAUGACAGUGAAGCCAUUUAUGUUCUAAAGCAUGAAGUAAGUGUUCUGAGGAGCACAGCCCGGGCAGCGGAGCAGCCUUUGCAGGUUUAUAUCCAUGUUGGAACGGGCCAUCACACUAGGGGUUCUCGCACUUCAGCAAGACUUCCAAUUACCGUACAACAAUACCUGCUUGAAGAAGAGGGCCUUGACUACACUGAACCGCAGCCAGGGCUGCUUAGAGUUGUGAUAUAUUUCUGCUCCUUCUUUGCUCAAGAAAUGCUUUUGCUCUUGGGAUCAAUUCUAAUACCCCUUUCUAUCUUCUGCACCUCUGCCAAAUCUCCGACCUCUUCCUGUCUUUUCAUUUGCUUUCGCUCCCGUUUUUCCGCUCUCUUAGAUCCCAACUCUCUUCCUCCAUCACCUUCUCAAUGCUUCUCUCUCCUCCGCACCGCCGUCUCCACCUCCAACUUGCCUCUCGGCAAGUGCAUUCAUGCAGGUAUUAUUACCUCCGGCCAAACUUCAGAUCGUUUCUUGGUCAACAACCUCAUUACUAUGUACUCCAAAUGCGGUUCCCUCACCUCCGCUCGCCGAUUGUUCGAUAGAACUCUAGACCGAGACCUCGUUACCUGGAAUUCCAUUUUAGCUGCCUAUGCGCAAUCAGCGGAUUCUCAUUUUGACCAUGUUACAGAGGGUUUUAGACUUUUUCGUCUUCUUCGUUGGUGUUAUAUUUACACUAGUAAGAUGACUCUGGCUCCCUUGCUAAAGCUGAGCUUACUUUCUGGGUACAUUUGCGCUUCUGAGGCAGUUCAUGGGUAUGCAGUGAAAAUAGGUUUGGAGUGGGAUGUGUUUGUUUCAGGAGCCCUUGUGAAUAUUUAUUCUAAAUUUGGUUUAGUUAGGGAGGCUAUAGCUAUAUUUGAGAGAAUGCAAGAGAGGGAUGUGGUGUUGUGGAAUGUAAUGCUCAAGGCAUAUGUGGAAAGUAGCAUGGAAGAAGAGGCACUUGCUCUCUUCUCGGAGUUUCAUCGGAGUGGCUUACGUCCUGACGAUGCUACUGUUUUCUGCGUUAUCAAUGGGAUAUCUGAUAUUUGUUCCCAUACAGGAAAGAAGUACAUGGAGCAGAUUCAAGCCUAUGCAACUAAAUUAUUGUUCUAUGAUGAUAAUAAUCCAAAUGUGGUUAUGUGGAAUAAGAAAUUGUCAGAGUAUCUCCAAGCUGGUGAAUAUUGGGAUGCUGUUAGUUGUUUUAUACAUAUGAUUAGAUCAUAUGUGACAUAUGACAAUGUGACAUUAGUCGUGGUGUUGGCUGCAGCUGCUGGGACAGAUAACCUAAGGUUGGGGCAACAGAUUCAUGGUAUGGUUUUGAGAUCAGGUUUUGAUUCUGUGGUAUCUGUUGCGAAUAGUGUUAUCAAUAUGUACUCAAAGCUGGGAUUUGUAUCUUUUGCAAAGAAAGUGUUUACUGGCAUGAAUGAACUGGAUUUGAUUUCAUGGAACUCGAUGAUAUCUUGUUUUGCACAGAAUAAUUUAGAACAGGAGUCCGUAAAUCUACUUAUAGGUCUUUUACGUGAUGGGCUUCUACCAAAUCAUUUCACGUUGGCAAGUUUGCUAAGAGCUUGCUCCUCAAUUGCAGAAGGGCUGUAUCUAUGUAAGCAGAUUCAUGUUUAUGCAAUAAAAACCUGUACAAUUGCUGACACUUUUGUUUCAACUGCUCUUAUAGAUGUUUACUCAAGAAGUGGGUUAAUGGCAGAGGCUGAAUUUCUGUUCAAAAACAAAAAUGAGUUCGAUUUGGUGACAUGGAAUACAAUGAUGUCUGGGUACAUAACUAGUAAUGAUAUUCAUAAAGCAUUGGAACUUUUUGCUUUGAUGCAUAAAAGGGGAGAGAGUUCUGAUGAGAUCACAUUAGCGACUGCUGCUAAAGCCUGUGGUUGCUUGGAGAGGUUGGAACAAGGGAAGCAAGUUCACGCUCAUGCAAUAAAGUUAGGUUUGGACUCAGAGUUAUUUGUAAGUAGUAGUAUUCUUGAUACGUAUAUCAAAUGUGGAGACAUGGAAAAUGCACACUUGCUUUUUAAUGAUAUUCCUAAGCCUGAUGAUGUUGCAUGGACAACUAUGAUAUCAGGAUGUGUUGAAAAUGGAGAUGAAAAACGUGUAUUUUCAAUUUACCAUCAGAUGAGACUCUCUGGAGUUCUACCUGAUGAAUAUACCUUUGCUUCCCUUAUCAAAGCAAGCUCUUGUCUAACAGCACUGGAACAGGGAAGACAAAUUCAUGCAAAUGUGAUCAAGCUGAAUUGUGCUUCAGAUACUUUUGUUGGGACUUCACUCAUUGAUAUGUAUGCCAAGUGUGGGAACAUAGAAGAUGCAUAUUGUUUUUUUAAAAGAAUGAAUGUGAGGGACAAUGUCUUGUGGAAUGCCAUGUUGGUAGGUCUAGCUCAACAUGGACAUGGUAGAGAAGCUCUUCACCUCUUCCAAGUCAUGAAAUCUCAGGGUAUUCAACCUGACAGAGUUACCUUUAUAGGUGUCCUUUCUGCCUGUAGCCUUUGUGGGUUUGUCUCAGAAGCUUAUGGGCAUUUUUGUUCAAUGCGAAAAGAUUAUGGUAUUCAUCCUGAGAUCGAACAUUAUGCUUAUCUUGUUGACGCUCUUGGCCGUGCAGGGCAUGUUCAAGAGGCAGAGAAACUGAUCUUAUCAAUGCCCUUUGAAGCUUCUGCUUCGAUGUACAGAGCUUUGCUUGGUGCUUGUCAUGUUCAGGGAGAUAUGGAAGCUGGAAAACGGUUGGCUACCAAGCUAAUGGCCUUGGAGCCAUCUGACUCAGCAACAUAUGUUUUAUUAUCCAAUAUUUAUGCUGCAGCCAAGCAAUGGGACGGUGCAAGUAAUGCUAGGAGAAUAAUGCAGAGAAAGAAUGUAAAGAAGGACCCAGGAUUUAGUUGGAUAGAUGUGAAGAACAGAGUGCAUUUGUGUGUGGUGGAUGAUGGAUACCAUUCUGAUUCCUGAGGUUGAUUAUCCGGC
This is a messenger RNA of Manihot esculenta (cassava), 4772 nucleotides long. RefSeq names its product pentatricopeptide repeat-containing protein At4g33170. Gene Ontology annotation, molecular function: protein binding. The record is from RefSeq and is a predicted model, not a curated record. Bases 288 to 4757 code for a protein of 1489 amino acids. NCBI's taxonomy places the organism in Eukaryota, Viridiplantae, Streptophyta, Magnoliopsida, Malpighiales, Euphorbiaceae. The transcript has 7 exons.